Messenger RNA from Cokeromyces recurvatus, 716 nucleotides. RefSeq lists its product as uncharacterized. The record is from RefSeq and is a predicted model, not a curated record. Lineage: Eukaryota; Fungi; Mucoromycota; Mucoromycetes; Mucorales; Mucoraceae. The transcript is spliced from 2 exons. Bases 125 to 466 code for a protein of 113 amino acids.
CCGAUUUAUAAGUAUUAUUGGUAGAGAAAGGAGAGGGGGGGGAGGAGGAGGAGGAGAGAGGAUCCAUCCCCUUCUCUUCAUUAAAGUAAUAUAUUUUUUUCAAGAUAAAAAAAAAAGAAUAAUAAUGGAUGAUACAUUGGAUCAAGUACGUGAAAAAUGUGCACUUCAACUUGACAUGUAUCAAAAAUGUGUAGAAAAUUAUCCACAAAGUUGGGAUAAAAGUUGUAUUCAACAAAAGAAAGCUUUAACGAAAUGUUCAGAAGAAAAUGUUGGCAUCUUAAAAUACGUUAAAGAACAUUGUACGGCUCAAAUUAAGGCUUAUGACCAAUGUCUUGCUGUUAAUGCUGACAAACCCGAUGAAUGUAUACAAGCCUUGAAGGAUUUAUAUCUUUGUACUGAAGCAACGUCCAUUGUCUAUCGCGAUCAACAAAAAGAAAAAUUAAAAAAUUCGACACAACAAGAAUAAUAAAAAUGUUAAUGGGUGGAGGAAUUGCGUAUUACAUAAUCAGUUUAUUAUUAUACAUGGAUAUCUUUUACACCUUUUUGGGAAUAAGUUUCAAAUUGUUUUCUACCCUUUCGAAGCAUAUACUCGAUAGUUGCAAAAUCUGAUUUCCUAAUAUCAUGUUCUCUAAACUCUUUACGUAUGAAGGCAUAAAAUCGAGGUCUUGAUUCCUAAAUGAAUAAACGUUAAAGUCUUUUUUUUUUUUUUUUUUUUU